Dacryopinax primogenitus is the source of this 823-nucleotide messenger RNA. RefSeq names its product cytochrome c and c1 heme-lyase. The transcript is spliced from 2 exons. The record is from RefSeq and is a predicted model, not a curated record. Gene Ontology annotation, cellular component: mitochondrion. The coding region runs from base 10 to 711 and encodes 233 amino acids. NCBI's taxonomy places the organism in Eukaryota, Fungi, Basidiomycota, Dacrymycetes, Dacrymycetales, Dacrymycetaceae. Gene Ontology annotation, molecular function: holocytochrome-c synthase activity. Gene Ontology annotation, biological process: cytochrome c-heme linkage.
GGCUGUGUCAUGUCGAGCCCAUCCACCUCCUCGCCGCCAGAGCAGGCCAAAUGCCCAGUGGACCAUAACACGCGCGCUGCCUGGCUAGCCCAGCACACCUCCGGAACCCAUCCUACUUCCUCGCCUCACCCAUCCUCUCUCCCAACAGAGCGCGAAACCUCCUCCAUUCCACGAACUGACACCGACUCGAACUGGGUCUACCCGAGCCAAUCCCAGUUCUACUCCGCCAUGUCGAGGAAACACUCGCAAGGCGCUUACGCCUCCCCACCAGAUGCGGGGGACAUGCCUGUCGUAGUGCCUAUCCAUAAUGCGGUGAAUGAGCGGGCAUGGGGGGAGGUUCUUGCCUGGGAACGAGGGAGGGGAGGGGAAGUAUGCGGAGGGGUGAAGCUGCAUUCGUUCAAAGGCAAACCGAGGGAGAAAACCUGGAGAGCAUGGGGAAGGGUCAUGCUAGGGUAUCAGGCGCCGUUUGACCGACAUGACUGGAUUGUGGACCGGUGUGGACACCAGAUCCGGUAUAUUAUCGACUUCUACGCUGGGCGCCCUACGCCUACACCUUCAUCCGGGGCACAAGGUACUGCUGGUGCUCCACAUCCGAUGAAAGACGCAAAUGGCCAGGUAUCGUUCUUUUUGGAUGUGAGGCCAGCGCCGGAUACGUGGGAAGGGGUGAGUAUGCAGGCGGGGAGGAUGUGGGCGGGACUAUGGGGUCGGUAGCUGGAAUGGAGGUUCGCCAGCUGCACGUGAGAGACCGUGAAGCUGAGGAGAACUUGAUGGAUCAAAAGAGUGGAGGCAGGAAUGUAAAGGUGCAUCUUGUAACUGUGUCCCU